CGGUGUGAGUGAGGGGAGAGAGCCCGCGGGGGUGGGGGGCAAGGCACGGGCUCGGGUCCCGUUACAGGGCGGCGGACGCGGCCGUUGGCGGCGGGAGGAGCAGGAGCAGCCGGCGGCGCGCCGCGGAGGAAGGAAGCUCAGGGCUGGCCGCUGCGUGUGCAACCUGGCUGUUCCUGCUGCCCGCGUCCACUCGCGGCUUUUCCUGCCGGUGCUGCCUGACAGCCGACUGCCGUGGGUGUUGUCGCCGGGGUCUUUGGCGGGGGGCAGGAAGAGCGAGCCGUCCUAAGCAGCCCGGAGGCGUGAUUGAAAGCGAGCAAUAAUUAACUGAAGGAGGAAGAGGAGGAGGAGGACGGGGGUGGAGGAAGACGAAGGAAGAAGGCACCGCGCGGCAGAGCCCAGCCGAGCCAGCGAUCGGCGGCGGGACGCGGCAACUUCGUCCGCAGCGGAGGAGCCGGAGCCCGAGUCUUGACCGCAGCGGCGGCCGCCGCGUCAGCCCGUGCCUACCCUGCCCGAGGGGAGAGAGCCGCGCCGCCUCCCCGGCCGCCGGACAUGUCGGAGCAUAAGGCCGUUGAUCCCAAGUUAUCGACGACGGACAGGGUGGUGAAAGCUGUCCCGUUUCCUCCGAGUCACCGUCUCACAGCUAAGGAAGUGUUCGAUAAUGAUGGCAAACCUCGUGUGGAUAUCUUAAAGGCACACCUCAUGAAAGAAGGCAGGCUGGAAGAGAGCGUUGCUUUGAGAAUAAUAACAGAGGGAGCUUCAAUUCUUCGCCAGGAAAAGAACUUGCUGGACAUAGAUGCCCCAGUCACAGUUUGUGGAGACAUCCAUGGUCAGUUCUUUGACUUGAUGAAACUGUUUGAAGUGGGAGGUUCCCCUGCUAACACACGGUAUCUCUUCCUGGGGGACUACGUGGACAGAGGGUACUUCAGCAUCGAAUGUGUGCUGUACUUGUGGGCCUUGAAAAUCCUCUACCCCAAAACACUGUUUUUACUUCGUGGGAAUCAUGAAUGUAGACAUUUAACAGAGUAUUUCACAUUUAAGCAAGAAUGUAAAAUCAAAUACUCAGAACGCGUAUAUGAUGCCUGCAUGGAUGCCUUCGACUGCCUUCCCUUGGCUGCUCUGAUGAACCAACAAUUCCUGUGUGUGCAUGGUGGCUUGUCUCCAGAGAUCAACACCUUAGAUGACAUCAGAAAAUUAGAUCGAUUCAAGGAACCUCCUGCGUACGGACCUAUGUGUGACAUCCUGUGGUCAGACCCACUGGAGGACUUUGGAAAUGAGAAGACUCAGGAACACUUUACUCACAACACAGUCAGGGGGUGCUCGUACUUCUACAGUUACCCUGCUGUGUGUGAAUUCCUACAGCACAAUAACUUGUUAUCUAUACUCCGAGCUCACGAAGCCCAGGAUGCUGGGUAUCGUAUGUACAGGAAAAGCCAGACAACAGGCUUCCCUUCACUAAUCACAAUUUUUUCAGCACCAAACUAUCUAGAUGUAUACAAUAACAAAGCUGCAGUAUUGAAAUACGAGAACAACGUUAUGAAUAUCAGACAGUUCAACUGCUCCCCUCAUCCCUACUGGCUUCCAAACUUCAUGGAUGUGUUUACCUGGUCCUUGCCGUUUGUGGGUGAGAAAGUGACAGAGAUGCUGGUAAAUGUGCUGAAUAUCUGCUCAGAUGAUGAACUGGGAACAGAGGAAGAUGGCUUUGAUGGAGCAACAGCUGCUGCUCGAAAGGAGGUCAUAAGGAACAAGAUAAGAGCAAUAGGAAAAAUGGCUAGAGUUUUCUCAGUGUUAAGAGAGGAGAGUGAAAGUGUGCUGACACUGAAAGGUUUGACUCCAACAGGAAUGCUGCCCAGUGGUGUUCUCUCUGGAGGAAAACAAACACUGCAAAGCGCUACUGUUGAGGCUAUUGAGGCUGAUGAAGCUAUCAAAGGAUUUUCACCCCAGCAUAAGAUCACUAGCUUCGAAGAGGCCAAAGGCUUAGAUCGAAUUAACGAGCGAAUGCCUCCGCGCAGAGACGUGCCAUCCGAUGCCAACCUUAACUCCAUCAACAAGGCAAUCUCCACAGAGACUAAUGGCACGGACAGCAACGGCAGUAAUAGCAGCAAUAUUCAGUGACCGCCGAUCCGGGAGGGGGGGGUUGAGCUGCAGGGCGCGAGGGGGUUGCUGCACAUCAGCAGUGGGAUGUUCUUGCCUCUGAUAAUAGCUUACUUGCUCUGGGGGCCAGGUGUUGGAUUCAGUUUACAAAAACCAUCAACAAAAAAAAAAGAGAUCGUCAAACUUUAAUUUGGUGGGGGAGGGGGGAGGGAGGGGCUGUGGGGGGGGGGAGAGACACCUCCUUUGGAUAUGCCUUUAAAAAUGCUUGUAGAAAAAAAAGCCCCACAAAACAAAAAUUGAAAGCUUGUGCUGGUAUAUAUUGCAAAGCUGGGGGAGUGAACGUGUUUUCCUACUGCAUCGGGAACCUCUAGAUGUGUUGCUGAAAGGCCUUUUGUUAUGUUACUGGACAUGAAAAACUUUGUUUAAUUUCUUACUCUAACUAUUGUACGUUUACAGUUGCAGCACUAAACAUGGACAACAUCCAAACAUUUUUAACAAAGUGUACAAACUAAAUAAGGACUAUUUAUUGAUAAUGUUUUGCUACUCUUGUCAGACAAUGGCUAUGGAAUAAAUUAGGCAGUCUUUAAAACUAUAAGGGGG
Molecule: messenger RNA, 2691 nt
Organism: Pogoniulus pusillus (Red-fronted tinkerbird)
Lineage: Eukaryota; Metazoa; Chordata; Aves; Piciformes; Lybiidae
Gene: PPP3CA
Product: protein phosphatase 3 catalytic subunit alpha
Exons: 14
Coding region: 550-2112 (520 amino acids)
Biological process (GO): calcineurin-NFAT signaling cascade
Cellular component (GO): calcineurin complex; cytosol; cytoplasm
Molecular function (GO): calmodulin-dependent protein phosphatase activity; calmodulin binding
Source: RefSeq, a predicted model, not a curated record